Molecule: messenger RNA, 6116 nt
Organism: Petromyzon marinus (sea lamprey)
Lineage: Eukaryota; Metazoa; Chordata; Hyperoartia; Petromyzontiformes; Petromyzontidae
Product: LON peptidase N-terminal domain and RING finger protein 1-like
Molecular function (GO): ubiquitin protein ligase activity; protein binding
Source: RefSeq, a predicted model, not a curated record
AGGGAGGGAGGGUGCCCGAGGGGGUGGAGCCACGGGGAGGUGAGCGCCUCUAUAGUCGCCCGCGCUCGGCUCCCUGCCGCUUAGAACCCGAAACCCGCCGCUUGAGCCUCCGCACGUGGCUCGCACGCAAACGGCGCCUGCUUCGCCGAGGCUACCGGCGGCACGAGAGCGGGGAACGCGGCGACUUUGAGCACAGAGGAGGAGGAGGAGAGGGCCCCGACAUGUUCCCCGCCUUGUCCAGCGAAGAGGGCUCCGAGCCGUGGCUGCCCACGCACACCGCGGCCGCGGCGCUGUGCGCGCUGUCCCUGCCGAGGCUCGGGGAGGAAGUUCCCGUAGCGGACCCCUCGGCAACGGGGUCCGGCAAGGGGAUGUCCUCGGUGUCUCCCGGUGCGGGGUCGGAACCCGCGACCAUCCCGCAGCAGCAGCAGCAGCAGCACGCGCAGCCCGCUCAUCUUCACCACCACCACCAGCAACAUCUGCUUCAUCGCCGGCAGCAACCGCACCUUCUGCAGCUUCAGCAACAUCAACAGGACCGUCUCCUUCCCAACCAACAGCAAGAGCAGCAGCAGCAUCAGCAGCAGCGCGCGGAUGAUGACCCCGCGGGAGUCGAGCGCGCACCGCGAGACUCCGGUUCGGCCGAAGAAGGGGUCGGUGUCGCGGCCGCUACUCCCAAAGUCCAGAGCGGGGUCAGGUGGGGUCCGGGAAACCCCCUUUCGUGUCCCCUCUGCCGGGGGAUGCUCAGCGAGCCCGUGAGCGCUCCGUGCGGCCACGCGUUCUGCCGGCGUUGCCUGGAACAGGAGCCGAGCGGCGAGUGCGCCGCGUGCCGCCGGCCCUUCCAGCUGCUGGACGUCAGGGAGCACCGUCCCAACAUCGUGGCCUGUAAACUCCUGCUCAAGUGGUUCCCUCGGGAGAGCGAAGCGGCCCGGAUGAGACACGAGGCCCUGGAGCUCCUUCAAGAGCGACGCGCGAUGCACGCGCUCGCGAAGUGCCAGGCGGCGAUGGAAUUGGCUCCUGGCGACUCGGCGCUGCUGUGCGUGCGUGCGCGGUGCCACGCCGCCACGGGCCACUGGGAGGCCGCCCUGCUCGACGCGGAGAACGUGUGUCGGCUGGAGCCCACGUGGCACCAGGGCUUCCUUACGAAGGGCCACAGCCAGGAGGCGCUUGGCUUGCGCGAGGAUGCCCUCACUGCCUUCCUGCACUGCCUGGCGCUGAGGCCCAACUGCGUGGACGUGAAGGCCUGCGUGGACAAGCUGCUUGCGGAGCUGCUGUCCCCGGCGCUGCAGCGCAGCCCCCUCGACUUCCUCCAGAGAGUGCUGGGUCGGCCGCCCAUCGCCAGCGGCACCACCACCGGCACCACCACGGCCAGCACCACCAGCAGCAGCAGCAGCAGCAGGGAGCUGACACUCGGCAACGCAGCGCCAGAGAAAGAGGACGGAGCUGGCUGCUCAGAGGAAGAGGUGGGCGACGGGCGAGGGAGCCUGGUUGACGAGGUGCCUCUUCAGAAGAGGCUCAAGCGGAAAUGCUCGGUGGAGGAGGAAGAGGAGGGACCAGAGGAGGAGGACGGAACUGGGAGGUCUCUUCUGUCGCUCGGCAGGCCCAGGAAGCUGAUGAAGCGAUGUGACUCGGCGAGCGAGUGGGGAACGUGGCCGGCGCUCAGCGCCGUCGCCCCGGCUCUCAUCGACCCCACGGACAUGGAGUGCUCGCUGUGCAUGAGGCUGCUGUAUGAGCCGGUGACGACCCCCUGCGGCCACUCGUUCUGCCUGCGCUGCCUGGAGCGCUGCCUCGACUACAACCCGCGCUGCCCCCUCUGCAAGGAGACGCUCGCACAGUACCUGGCGCUGCAACGCUACAGCGCGUGUCACCUGCUCAAGGAGCUCGCCGCUCGCUACAUGGCCGAGGCGCUCGCAGAGCGACGCAGCGCCCACCUCGACGAGAUCGCCGAGAUGUCCAGCCUCACGCAGGACGUGCCGGUGUUCGUGUGCACCGUGGCAUUCCCGUCGCUGCCCUGUCCGCUGCACGUCUUCGAGCCGCGCUACCGCCUCAUGGUGCGGCGCUGCCUGGAGACCGGCACGCGGCGAUUCGGCAUGUGCCUGGGCAACGCCAGCGGCUUCACCGAGUUUGGCUGCAUGCUGGGCGUCCAGAGCACGCAGCUCAUGCCGGACGGGCGCUCGGUGGUGUACACGGUGGGCGAGCGGCGGUUCCGCGUCGUGCAGCGAAGCCAUCGCGACGGCUACAACACGGCCAACAUCGAGUACCUGGAGGACGUCAAGGUGGAGGAAGAGGAAGCGUACACGGAGCUGCAGGCGCUGCACGAGGAAGUGUAUGUACAGGCGGCCGCAUGGUUCGGCUCCCUCCGCAGCCGCCUACGCAGCCAAGUGCUGCUGCACUUUGGCACGCUGCCCGCCAAGGAGGCCGACCUGCAGGCGAGCGUCGACGGCCCCGCCUGGUGCUGGUGGCUCCUCGCCGUGCUGCCGCUGGACGGGCAGGCGCAGCUCAAGGUGCUGGCCAUGACAUCGCUGCACGACCGCCUGCGUGCGCUCAGCCGGGUGCUCGCGUACGUGUCCGGCCGCUCCCGCUGACCCGUCUCGACGGCCCCGCAACCACCACGCCCGAGCCUCCCCACCCCCCCCACCCCCCCCGCAGCAACCCGCCCAUCUCACCUCACCCUCGUCGCCGCAGCCGCCAUCGCCGACAACUGUGACCGAGGUCGUGGCAGCCCCCGACCCGGCUCGAGGUCACCACCGCCAGCGCCCCAUAAAAACAAGCAACCAACGUGGCCUCCGACUUAGCCCUUAAACCGGCUUGGAGGUCAGAGCCGCUCUGCGAGGAGCCCCAUCGCCGCUGCCCACCACCGGCUCGGUCGAGAGUCUUCCUUUCUAGACGUCUGUCCACAGUCCUCUGCUGCUGCUGCCGCCGCCGCUGUCAUUAAACAGCGGAGCGGGUCACGGACGAUCGCUUUAAACGGAGCGGGGAAUGGAAGCUGCUGCUGCCUUCACCGAGGAAUGGACGCUGCCAGCUCUAGCUAACAAAACAUGCACGCUGCCGCAUCCAAACCUGACCAAAACGCCCACGCUCGUCCGCAUUCGGUGUUAUUCUCGACAAAAAAAAUGUUAACCCUCGUUUAAAAAAAACCUAAAGUUAUUCCGGAGGGUCGAACAUGCCCGAGCGUGCAUCCAUCGCAGAGAUUGAGUGGGGAUGGUAUCAGAGAUUGAGUGGGGAUGAUAUCAGAGAUUGAGUGGGGAUGAUAUCAGCUUGGUGUGUAAGGGGCAGUGGAUAGAUCAAGACUGAUGAUGUUGAACCCAUCCUAGCAUGAUGGUUGUAAUUGUUGUGCCAUCUCCCCACAGACGGCCACGACACAAAUUGAAUAAAUCGCUUAAUCUUCUAAAUCCACCCACUCAACAAAAUCUGACUCGGCGAACAAGGAGCUUUUGUGGGUUAGUUUUUCAAGGGCACACCCCCCAACCCAUGUUGCCUUUAAACCGUGACAAAGCAACUGGCAGCCGAGAAUCCACUACUUCCCGCGUGCUUCCGCCGUGGUGGCGACAGGGAAGGCUGAGAUCCCCCAGAUGAGCGAGCAUCGUGUGCUUUGUUUCGGCUGUCGCUCCAACAGGGACGACCGACCGUGUCCUCCUCACAGACGGCCACCCGUGAACGCGACACACUAGUAACCGUGAUGGAGGAAGUGGGGGGGGGGGGUCAGUAACCGCCGUUCUCAUCCGAUUACAACUUUGAAAAAAAAAAACAGGGUUUUUCUUUUCAAAAGUUCUUGACCAUAUAUAUUUUUUUACAGCCAGCUGUCUGCAAAUUUUUCUUCCACCAGGCCCAUUCAUAAGCCACAACCAAUCUCCGUCACGCUUCACACACAAUCACAACGGUGAGAACGCAACAAUGAAAGGGGGCACAAGCUGCAUUGUGCGAGCAGCAGGUGGCAUGGGAACGCAGAUAGUCGGGGUUUGGGGGGGUAGCGGGGAGAGGGGGCAUGUGCCCCCCACAAUUUUUGGCCCCUCGCAGGCGAAUCACCCGAUAGGUACCCCCGACAGCGGUGAUUUAAAGCUCCGUCGAUUCAGAUGGUUUGUUUGCGUUUGUGAGGUGCCUGCGAGAAUCGAUUUGGGUGGUCGUUAUCAAUCCUUCCAAACACGCGGAAACGACUCCACCCCCCGCCAUUCGAUAACUUGGACGGGAGGGAAUCUUGUGGCCGGAAGAGCUACAUCCGAGAGUGAUUAUCGGCGUGCGCGUGGAAAUGUAACGGACCGUCGAGCGCGUGAUUUUACUGCGUUUAGCAGGGAAGCAUAGCAAUCGAUUUAAAAUCAAACGUAAUCCAUGCGUUGCUAAACGCCAAAUGGAAGCCCUGCAACCAUUAGACCCUGUCGCAUGCAUCCAUCACAGGGAUAGGGUGGAUCGCCUCGUCUCUAAUCCAGUCUUCAGACCGAGUCCUCGAGUCUAGCAGGCCCCGAUGAGCAACGCACAAACAAAAAUAUAUUUUAGAUUGUCCCUAAAUUAAAAAUAUAUGUUAGAUUGAAUUCUCGUAUAACACUUGUUUCAGGGUAUAUGUAUAUACAAAGAGCGUGGCCUAGUGUGGAUAAAGAAUGUCUGUAAAGUAAAGGUCUCCAUCGGUGGUUCCGUACCACGAAAUUCCAAGGCCAUUCUGACACAAAGUGGUGCACUGCUUCGCUGCAAGUUCCAAACGUCUAUCGGGCCACGCCAUCGCAGCAGGACACAAACGCAACUGGGCAUUAAAAAAAACAACUACUAUAUGUGUAACUCCUGAUGAUGACAAAGAUGUUGACUUAAAGCUUUCGCGACUGCAGGAAUUCAUAUUCUUUUGGGUCUUUCGGUAAAGUAACGUGGAUAGGUUACGUGACUUUACCAAAAGACCCAAAGAAUAUAAAGAUGUUGUUGAUAAUGAUGAAUAUGAUGUAAGACCUCAUGAUGAGGUGAGCAUACGAAACUAAAGCUCCCGCGUCAAGCCUCCGGUCCCCACGCAGCCUCGGGGCUCUGCGCUGGCCGCUGAGAUUGUUUGCUUUUGAGUUCAAGGGUCAAGACCGUGUGCAGCUUUACCCAGACGAUGCUUGGCCACGACCAACGGCUGCAGAGAAAAAAACUUCUCAGACAGGAGGGUGAAGAAGAUGGGAGAGGAGGGAGCAUGAGGUUAUGGUGUACGUGGCCCACUUAAAAAUAAGAAUGAGGUUUCUCAAUGUGGGGGGGACCCUCACCCUGCCGAUCAAAGGGCAUUAUACAAAAACAGAACCUGCGAAGGUUCCGGCAGAGGUGAGCGGUCGACCACUGGGAGCUCAAACACACAGCAGGGAGUGUGGGACACGUCGAGCGCCAAACCUACGCGGCGCAUUCGCCGGGGCCAGAACGCGCGGUUGGCCGCUGGCAUCGCCAGCCGACGAGCGAGCGAUCCACCUCGGAGUUGUUGAAACCCGCGACCUGUCGCGUGACCUGCACUUUGUCGACCAAACUGCGAGUUUAUCGAGUGAGCGAAUAAAUUAAGUGAGAGCUUACGCGCUGUAAAUAAGACCAGAGCUGUUUUUCGCGUCUUAUUUCCCCCCCGCCCCGAUUGCGUGCCGUGGCCCGGUGUGGCUUGGCCCCGUGUGGUCUGACACGGCUGCGCUCACGACCGGCUCGGGUCGCGGCUGCAACCGUCGCUGCGCCCUAUGGUGCCGCCGCUGCUGCUUCUCUGUGCUUCCUAUAAAGGUUGCAAUCUAUUUAUAUGCCGAGUAUAUUGAUAUUUCUGGUUUGAUGUAAAAAAAAAUUGCGGAGGUGUGCCGUGGCCGUUUUCGUGCGAUAUUUUCAUAUCCUGGCGGUUUGUCGAUGCCGGUUUUGCCGCGAGGGUUCCACCAGCGUGUCACGAAUACCAAACCAUGAGGGGGGGUAGGACCGGGUAAGGGGAUAGGGCCACCGGAGGAGGGGUCAAGGGAAUGGGCAAGAGGUCCCAGGCGGCCCCCCGCGAACUGAACCCUCGGCACGCCGGCGCCGACAGCCAGCGCAGGCCGACGCCGCUAACAGUCGCAUGGCACCCGAGUGCAGAUUCCAGUCCAUCCUGUUUGUUUCUCUUGCUUUUUGUAUUGUGAACUUUGUUAAUUUAAAAUAAAGCAAACACUCCAACCGCG